This is a messenger RNA of Charadrius vociferus (killdeer), 654 nucleotides long. RefSeq names its product INO80 complex subunit C (gene INO80C). NCBI's taxonomy places the organism in Eukaryota, Metazoa, Chordata, Aves, Charadriiformes, Charadriidae. Gene Ontology annotation, cellular component: Ino80 complex. The transcript is spliced from 6 exons. Gene Ontology annotation, biological process: chromatin remodeling. The record is from RefSeq and is a predicted model, not a curated record.
AUGGUGAGCCUGCCCCCGGCGGCGCCUUCUCCCCCCGCCGGCGCCCCGUCCCGAAGCAAGAAGCGCCCGGCGAGCCCGGGGACGGGCGGCGGCUCCGCCAAGAAAAAAAAAGCGGCGCUACCAGGCGGCUCGCAGUCCUUCUCCUACCUUGGCUGAAGCCUUUUAUUCAACAGAGGGAUUUUGAUAUGCUCCCUGAGCGGCAUUACAGUGUUAACAACACAUGAGCAUAUUAGUGUAGGUGGAGAGGCCAUGAAUGAAAACAAAUUUCUGAACACAGACUCCAGCACAGGAUCAGUGGAAACAGCCGUCAAGCCAUUACCGUUUAAAGAUCCAAACUUCAUUCACUCCGGCAUUGGUGGAGCAGCAGCUGGCAAGAAGAACAGAACUUGGAAGAACCUAAAACAAAUUCUUGCUUCCGAAAGGGCAUUGCCAUGGCAACUAAAUGAUCCUAGCUAUUUUAAUAUUGAUGCUCCUCCUUCCUUUAAGCCUGCCAAGAAAUAUUCUGACAUUUCAGGACUUCCAGCAAAUUACACAGAUCCCCAGAGCAAGCUGAGAUUUAGUACUAUUGAAGAAUUUGCCUAUAUUCGGAUGCUGCCUUCAGACGUGGUUACAGGAUACCUGGCUCUAAGGAAAGCAACAAGUAUUGUUUCCUGA